Messenger RNA from Ictalurus punctatus (channel catfish), 4866 nucleotides. Its product is annotated as zinc finger protein X-linked. The transcript has 10 exons. The coding region runs from base 504 to 2759 and encodes 751 amino acids. Gene Ontology annotation, molecular function: chromatin insulator sequence binding; metal ion binding. NCBI's taxonomy places the organism in Eukaryota, Metazoa, Chordata, Actinopteri, Siluriformes, Ictaluridae. Gene Ontology annotation, biological process: regulation of transcription by RNA polymerase II. Gene Ontology annotation, cellular component: chromosome; nucleus. The record is from RefSeq and is a predicted model, not a curated record.
UGUGGGAAUUCCGUACUGACGCCGUGUGACGUCACACAUCAGCAUUGUAAAGUGUUUCGGUUGCAAUAACGACGCAAUAAUUACGCUUUCACGGGGCGCGUGCGGUUUCCAGUGGUGUGUGUGCGCGUGUGUGUAUUGGGGGGGUGGGGUGGUGAUGAACUGCGGGGCUCGGUGCUCGUGCGGAGCUGCGGCGGGGCUUUUGGCUGCGCGAGCUCUCUCUGCGUUUCCGCUCGGCCCCUCCCUCUCUCCCUCCGUGUCUCCGCGCGCGCCUCCCUGCUCGAGUCUCGGGGAACCGCGGCGGCCUGCAGGAAAAAAAAAAAUCUACAGACUACAACAAAGACGGAGGCCGCAGUCUGCUCACCUAUAAACGGUUCAGAGGAAAGGAACAGAGGAGGAUCUCCUGCAUGAGUGAGUGUGUCCUGCAUGGAUAGCGGUGUGUUAUUGGGACGCCCAUGUGCUGAAGAACGACAGUUUUGUAGGGAGGCCAAUGAGGAUUAAGGACGAUGGAUGAUGCUGUGACGAGACUCGCUCUCCGUUCCCAAGAGCCGAAGAUCAUCUUGCACGGCUCCGAUGAUGGAGGGAUGUGCGGGGAGGAGUACGUGGUGGAGCUGCAGGAGACGGUCCUGCUCUCGGACGGAGAGAACGACGGAGAGAACGACGGUGUGGCCGUGCGGAGUUUCUCCUCCGACGAGCUCGUCAUCCAGGACGCUGUGGAGGAUGUGGUCGCCGAGGACGAUGAGGGCGUCGCCGUGGAGACGUGUGUGAUGUCACUGGAGGGUGAGGAAGACGAGGAGGAUGGAGUGACGGUGGCGGAGGAAGAGCUGGUGGAGGAGAGAGAGAACGAGCUGCACUCCUCUGGAGAUUACCUCAUGAUCUCCUUGGAUGAGGAUGGGAAGAUGGUGUCUGCUGACGGAGAGGAAGUGACGGUGGAAGGCGCGUUGGAUGAUCAGGAAGUGGAGAAAGACGAGGACGGACAGGAAGUCAUUAAAGUUUACAUCUUUAAAGCUGACUCUGGGGAUGACGAGCUCGGUGAAGGGGACUCGGACUCGGUGUGUAAGCCCCUGAGGGAGAAGAUGCUCUACAUGUCGGUGAGCGACGGCCAUCACACUCACACUGAUGGAGGCUCUAAGCUCUCUGAUGAGGUGUAUAUGGAGGUGGUGGUUGGGGGCGAGGAGCCGGUGUGCAACGACCGACCAUACGAGAGCAAAGACUUCAUGCCUGUGAACUGGACGGCUGCUUAUGAUGACUCGGAGUGCUGUGAGAACAGGAACGGUGCAGCGAGUGCGGUUCUGCACAUUGACGAGUCGGAAAUGCCACACACACUCAAACAACAACACGGCAAAACACACAGACGGGCCGAGCACAGGCAGGUGCAGACAGCGAUUAUUAUCGGGCCGUACGGUCAGCCCCUCACGGUGUACCCCUGCGUCCUGUGUGGGAAGAAGUUUAAAUCUCGGGGUUUCCUGAAGCGUCACACUCGGAACCACCACCAGGACGUCCUGAGCCGUAAGAAGUACCAGUGCACCGACUGCGACUUCACCACCAACAAGAAGUCCAGCUUCCACAGUCACAUGGAGGAGCACACACAGCACACACAGCACACACAGCACACACAGCACACACAGCACACACACACACUCGGCACCAAGGCUCAGUUUGAGUCCGAAACUCUGAAAGAUUUCCACCAGCAGGCGCCGCUCUUCUCCAAUCGCCUCCAACCGCAGCAGAAAACAAAGAUGGCUGCCGUUCCUGCUAAGAAGACACACAAGUGCAAGUUCUGCGAGUAUGAGACGGCGGAGCAGGGCCUGUUAAACCGCCACCUGCUGGCCGUGCACAGUAAAAACUUCCCUCACGUGUGUGUCGAGUGUGGAAAGAGCUUCAGGCAUCCGUCCGAGCUACGCAAGCACACGCGCACGCACACGGGCGAGAAGCCAUACUCCUGCACGCACUGCAGCUACAAAUCUGCCGAUUCGUCCAACCUGAAGACGCACAUGAAGACCAAACACAGCCGCGAGGACGAGGACGAGGAGACGGCAGCGGUUUCGGAGCCGCACACGGAGCAGGUCACGGAAACCGUCGCAGAGACCACGCAGGACCACGACCCUGAUCAUGAUCACGACGAAGACGACGACAACGAUGAGGCUCGAGGUCACCGGUGCGACCUGUGUGAUCAUCGCAGCUCCAAUUCCAGCGAUCUGAAGCGUCACGUCAUCUCCGUCCACACGAAAGACUAUCCUCACAAGUGCGACGUCUGCGGUAAGGGGUUCCAUCGACCCUCGGAGCUCAAAAAGCACGGCGUGUCCCACAGGGCCAAGCGGCCGCACCAGUGUCGCCACUGCAGCUUUAAGACUGCCGAUCCGUUUGUGCUGAGUCGACACAUUUUAUCCGUUCACACUAAAGAACCGCAGCAACAGGAAACGCAACAAAAUGCAAUCGAACAACAACCGGCGCCUUCGUUACAGACGCAGGAGCGAAGCCCGCCCAAGAAGACCAUCGGGGCGGCGCAGCUCGCUCUGGGCGGAGCUCCCAUCAUUAAAAAGGUGAUAGGUGCCAAGGGACCAAGGGAACGACGUGUGUAUCAGUGUCAGUACUGCGACUACAGCACCGGAGACGCCUCGGGAUUCAAACGCCACGUCAUUUCCAUCCACACCAAGGAUUAUCCACAUCGCUGCCAGUUCUGCUCCAAGGGCUUCCGGAGACCGUCGGAGAAAAACCAACACAUCAUGCGCCAUCACAAAGACAUGAUACCGAGUGAGUGAUUCAGUGAGUCAGAGAGUGAGUGAUUCAGUGAGUCAGAGAGUGAGUGAUUCAGUGAGUCAGAGAGUGAGUGAUUCAGUGAGUCAGAGAGUGAAUGAUUCAGUGAGUCAGUAAGGGAAUGAGCACUUCCCCCUUCAUCACAGACUUCCUCUUCCUCACUCCGCCUCCAUGAGCACACAGCAAAAUUGACUCAUUAGUGACAUCACCAAGUCACAUGACUUCCACGGAUAAGAGGGAGGCCUUUCAUCUUUGUGUGUGUGUGUGUGUGUGUGUGUGUGUGUGUGCCAUUUUUAGAAUCACAGUUUACAAUAUUAUCACCAUGUCGAUUCGCACCACAGUCACCUCGUAUGUGAACAGAAUUAUGGGAUGUCCGAGCCAGGUCACUUCCUUCCAGAUAUUUUAAAGUGUCCAAGAUAAUAUAGUGCAAGUUAAAUAAUGUGUUCUACAGAUGUGUUCUCACGCCCAUCAAGAAAACGUCAUCGUGGAUAGUUCAAUCCUCAACAGCAGUCUCUGAUUUCUUCUGGAAAAAAAAAAUUAUUAUUAUUAUUUAGAUGUUUUUAUCUUAAUCAGUUUUCAGACUGAACGUGAAUUACAGUUCACUUUAAUAUGAAAAAUAGUGCUAAUUUGAUGAACUUUAACCCUGCAAGUUUACUGUAAGAAAAAAAAGAAAGAACAAGCUGCCGUCGUCUCUUUUAUCUUAAAAAACUAACAGAAGAGCAACUAAUGAAUUGUUUUUAUUUUAUUUGAAUUGUAAACACCAUUGUACAGGACAGAGGAUGAGAAUAAUAUAAUAUAAGGUAAAGUAUUCAUUUAAAUUAGACUCUAUGUGACCAUGUUUAAGUCUCAGCCGCUGAGACAGCACUGUACCGCACGUGAUUUAUACGCACGUGAUUUAUACGCACGUGGAGGAACAAAUGAUCUUCGUUUCACAGCUGAAUCAUUUACACACUUUACACACUUACCCAGACACGCGCGCACACACACACACACACACACACACGUGCGUGUGUUAGCCAUAACCUCACAACACUAGUGAGACACCACUGUUAGAAUUAGCAUUAUCCUCAACACACAGUAUGCAUUUAGAAACCACUUUAUCAUGAUGAGAUGGUGUGUGUGUGUGCGUGUGUGUGUGUGUGUGUGUGUGCGCGAUGCAAUGCAAUGUCUCUCUUCCCUGUGCCAUUUACAUUUGUACCCCAUGUUUCAGCUGGACUUCGUUACCAUGGUGAUGGUACCAGCAGGCUGGUUUCUUAUGGAGGAACGCUGGUCAUGUGACUUAUAUUAUGUUAACAGCUGGGCUUCAUUCACUUGGUAUGGUCAUGCUAGUGCAGUUAGUACAUGUGUGUGAGAGAGAGAAAGUGGACGCAUUACACACUAGCACACUCUUCAUUAGGUUUGAAGACGUUUGGGACUCAUUUGUGUGUGUGUGUGUGUGUGUGUGUGUGUGUGUGUGUGUGUGUGUGUGUGUGUGUGUGUGUGUGAGAAUAUGCCCUUAUAUGGUCAUAAUAUUUGAAAUGCACUCUCUCUUUGACAAACAGACACACACACACACACACACACACACACACACACACAGUGGCACUUUGAAGAGCGUAUGUUGUACACAGACUUUAUGAAAACAAUGGUUUCAUUCUGACGUAAAUCCACCGACCAAUCACAGGACGGCUCCUACGUAAUCCAUCGCUUCUUGUAUGUGAUUGGACGAAUGGUGUGUGAUGCGUUCUGGCUGUGACAUCACGUCAUCGAUAAAGCACUGAGUUUCACUUCGAUCAACACCAUCGGUCAGUACGGGGGUGUCGGUCACUUCCUGGUCUGGUUUAGCCCCGCCCCAUCCCCCCACCCCCCUUUUGGUCAUUUUUAUAGUGAGAUUAUUUAUUUGUCGAGCGUGGAGACGGUGUUGUAUAGUUUAGCGUAACUGAUUCAGAGCGACUGUAACUUAUUGUUUUUGUACACAGAUCUGUAAAGAGAGAAUGAAGAUGUAAACACUCCUUAAAGAAAAACCUGAAUCUGAACUUUGUGUUGUCCUGAGUGUAAUGUUCGACAUAUUUGUUAAAAAAAUGAAUAAAAAAAGAGUUAAAAAGGAAAUAAAAGGCAAAGUAUUUUCCUGCA